Molecule: messenger RNA, 2092 nt
Organism: Hyposmocoma kahamanoa
Lineage: Eukaryota; Metazoa; Arthropoda; Insecta; Lepidoptera; Cosmopterigidae
Exons: 11
Coding region: 16-1998 (660 amino acids)
Biological process (GO): L-ascorbic acid biosynthetic process
Molecular function (GO): calcium ion binding; gluconolactonase activity; enzyme regulator activity
Source: RefSeq, a predicted model, not a curated record
AAGUGCAGGAGAAAAAUGGGGAGCUCGUAUUCAGCAGAAAAUGAUCACACAGCGAAUGAUAACGCUUUUAUUCGCUUCGUCCAAUCUUUCAAUGUGAAGUCACUCUUAGGUCUUAGUGUGCCAUCUGCACCGCCAGCCCAUUACAGUCCAGAAGAUUUAAACACAGGUCCUGAUCAGAUGUCGGUAAACGCGGAGGCAGUGACGUCGCCCGUUUGGCUCGGCGAGGGCCCGCACUGGGACGCCAGCGAGCAGGCGUUGUUCUUCGUCAGCAUAUUCGACCGCUCCGUAAACAAAUUCAUCCCCUCCACGGGGAAACAAACCAGCUCGAAAUUGGGUGGCAUGCCAACAUACAUAAUACCAAUCGAAGGCCGGCCCCACCACUACGUAGUCAGCCUGGACCGCCGCGUGGUCGAGAUCGAGUGGUCGGGGGAGAACGACACGGCCAAAGAGGUCAAGACCAUAGCCGAGGUCGACGCGCACGAGCCGCAGAAUCGGUUCAACGAUGCCAAAGCUGAUCCUAGAGGACGCUUGUUCGCUGGAACAAUGGGCUUCGAAUAUGAGCCCGGCAAGUUCCAUUUGAAGAAAGGCUCAUUAUACCGCAUAGAGGCCGACGGCACUACGCACCAGGUCAUCACCGACGUGGACAUCUCGAACGGCCUCUGCUGGGACGUGAAUGAGAAGGCUUUCUACUAUGCAGACUCCUUCGAGUACGCUAUACGGAGAUACGAUUAUGACAUCGACACGGGGAAUAUUUCGAAUCCACGCAAAGUAUUCGAGUUUGAGACGCACGGGCUGGCAGGCAUCGUGGACGGGAUGACCAUCGACACCGACGGCAACCUCUGGGUCGCCAAUUUCGACGGAUACCAGGUGCUGAAAAUUGAUCCUCGGACAAGCGAGCUUCUCCAGAAGGUGCCGAUUCCAGCUCUGCAAGUGACUUCUUGUACCUUCGGAGGUCCUAACUUGGACAUCCUCUACGUGACUACGGCGUCAAUGAAUAGGGGGGAGGAGCAGCCUCCCCCACGGGGAUCCACAUUUGCUCUCACCGGCUUGGGGGUGAAGGGACACCCCAAUGUUAACGUUAAGAUUAAUAUGGCGAAAGUGCAAAAAAUCAGUGAAGAAUUGCUGCUGGGCGAGGGGCCUCACUGGGAUCACGAUCAGCAGGCGUUGUACUUCGUCAGCAUCAUCGAGAAGACCAUACAUAAGUAUGUGCCGGCUACAGGGGCAUAUACCAAGACUACUCUCGAUGGACGACCAGGCUUUAUAGUUCCAGUGGAAGGCAAAUCGAACGAGUUUGUGGUGGGGGUAGAGCGCAAGUUUCUGGUUGUAAAGUGGGAUGGCAACGACGGCAGUCCAGCCACAGUUGUCAAGGAGAUCGCGGAAGUAGAUAAGGGCACUAAAAAUCGAAUCAACGAUGGAAAGGCUGAUCCUAGAGGCAGACUGUUUGCUGGUACGAUGGGGCACGAAGAGACACCAGGUGACUACGCCCUGGAGCAGGGCGCGUUAUAUCGCCUUGACGGUACUAAGGUCACUCAACUGGCCGACAAGAUCAGCAUCUCGAACGGUCUCGCGUGGGACUUAACAGAGAAAGCCUUCUACUAUACUGAUUCACUUGAACAAUGCAUUAGGAGAUACGAUUAUGAUGUGGAGACUGGAAAUAUCUCCAAUUUGAAGUACUUCUUCGACUUCAAGAAGCACGGCAUCACAGAGGGUUUCCCGGACGGCACCACUAUCGACACAGACGGCAACCUCUGGGUGGCUGUCUUCAACGGCUCCUGCAUCCUUCACAUCGACCCUCGCACCGACACGCUGCUGCAGAAAGUGCCCAUUCCGGCUAAACAGGUUACAUCAGCAACUUUCGGCGGGCCAAACUAUGACAUUUUGUUCGUGACAACGGCCAGUGUGAAAAUCGCUGAAGAGCAGAAGCCACCCUGUGGUGCCACCUUCAUGGUCACUGGGCUUGGAGUUAAGGGAAACCCUAACGUCAAUGUCAAACUUUAAAUUAAAUAAGUGCCUGGUCAACCUUUUAGGAGAUCAUCAGGUAUUCUUAACACACCCCGCAAACCUGGAAUCCCACACAUGGAAUUUUUAUUGA